Messenger RNA from Penicillium longicatenatum, 2013 nucleotides. RefSeq lists its product as uncharacterized. The record is from RefSeq and is a predicted model, not a curated record. The transcript is spliced from 4 exons. Gene Ontology annotation, molecular function: choline kinase activity; ethanolamine kinase activity. Gene Ontology annotation, biological process: phosphatidylcholine biosynthetic process; phosphatidylethanolamine biosynthetic process. Gene Ontology annotation, cellular component: cytoplasm. NCBI's taxonomy places the organism in Eukaryota, Fungi, Ascomycota, Eurotiomycetes, Eurotiales, Aspergillaceae. Bases 1 to 2013 code for a protein of 670 amino acids.
AUGACCCCUCAGUCCUCUUCGUCAAACUUCAAAGUGGAGACGAAGACACUCGAGGAUAGUGAGCAGUCAAUUAAAUCGGACGAGGAUCCUCAGUUGGGCCUUUUUCACCAGGUGUAUGACUGGUUACAGCAUGAGAAGAACCGAAGAAUGGCCCGGAAGGCCCGACGCGCCGAGGCGGUCUCUGGCAACACGAAUGCUGUCUCUGAGAGUGAGGAACAUCCGGCAGAAGAGCCACGUUGCUCAGAAAGCUCAUUCUCACUUGGCGAGUUGGAGAAGAUCUUGGCCCAAUUCGCAGGUCCCCAAAAUGUACAUGGCCUAGCAUCGCACCUCCCUUUUAAACGCCCAGCUCGCCGUCGCCCCAGGGGUCUUCGCCGCGGCUCAGCUUCUGACUCCGAUGUUACGGACGUCGAGGCGCCAGUGCCAAAUGUAGAAGCUCACCUGGAUAAUUCCAAGACUCUCGCCUACACAACUAGCGCAGCAGAUGAUGAAACCACUGAAUCUAUCAAACGAUCCAAAGACCGAGAGGCAUGGAUCAUUUUUAAGACUGAAAUCGUGCGCCUUGCGCAUACUCUCCAGCUUCGAGGUUGGCGGAAGAUGUCAAUGGACAAGGCAGAGGAGGUUGAGGUCCAUCGUCUCAGCGGUGCUCUGACUAACGCCGUUUAUGUUGUCGUGCCACCCAAGCCUGUUUACAAGACGGAAAAUGGUUCUGCUCCCGUGCACGCAAGAAGGCCCCCACCGAAGCUUUUGCUGCGUAUCUAUGGUCCCCAGGUAGAUCAUCUAAUUGAUCGAGAGAAAGAACUGCAGAUUCUUCGUCGUCUGGGCCGCAAGAAUAUCGGCCCUCGUGUACUCGGAACAUUCUUGAAUGGACGUUUCGAAGAAUACUUCGAAGCCCGCCCUCUCACGCCGAAGGAGUUGCGAAUUCCCGCCACGGCUCGACAGAUUGCUAAGCGCAUGCGAGAACUGCACGAUGGUAUCGAACUUCUAGACGAAGAACGAGAUGGUGGACCGAUGAUCUUUAAGAAUUGGGAUAAGUGGGUGGACCGUUGUGAACAAGUGACUACUUGGUUGGACAAAGAGGUUGAAUCCCCACAAAACGAACUCAAGGCUGAAGCAGAACCUUGGCGCAACCGAGGCUAUGUUUGUGGUGUGCCAUGGGCAGCGUUCCGCAAGGCCGUGGAUCACUAUCGAUCCUGGCUUAUCGCUAGCUGCGGUGGGCUUGACGAGAUCAAGCGACAGCUCGUCUUUGCCCAUAACGAUACUCAAUACGGAAACCUUCUUCGCAUGGAACCAGCCUCCCAGUCUCCGCUUCUCCUGCCUGCGAACUCUCACAAGCAGCUCGUGGUUAUUGACUUUGAAUACUCAUCUGCGAACGUUGCUGGUCUGGAAUUCGCAAACCACUUUACGGAAUGGUGCUACAACUACCACGAUGAGGAGCUAUCUUGGGCUUGCAACAAUCGUCUAUACCCUACACCCGAAGAACAGCGUCGCUUCGUGAUGACCUAUCUCACCCAUCGCCCUGCCGUGACUGGCGGUGUCACCUCGCCUUUGGCCACUCCCGCUAUGCGGGGUGGCACUGGCAGCGCCGUCACACCCUUUAAUCUCGAUGAUGGCCCCGAUUCAUCCAGUUGGUCGCAGGAUCAGAAGUCCCUCGAGGAAGACCUGGAAGCUGAGGUGCGACGGCUUAUGCAACAGACCCGGCUGUGGCGUGCCAUGAACUCUGCGCAGUGGGUUGCUUGGGGUAUUGUGCAAGCCAAGACACCAGGAAUGGAAGAAGGGGUUUCUGAGAUGUUGGCUACUUCCAACAACGGGAAUGGUCAUAAAACCCCUGCCGAGACCAAGUUGGUCCCCGUCGAUGCCGACAUCGAUGAGGAAGAUGGCUUCGAUUACUUGGCAUACGCGCAGGACAGAGCCAUGUUCUUCUGGUCUGAUCUGUUGACUCUUGGUCUGAUUAACCCAGACGACCUUCCAGCUCCUAUGGUUGAACAUAUUCGGGCCCGGGCCGUUGAUUAUUGA